Molecule: messenger RNA, 952 nt
Organism: Arabidopsis lyrata subsp. lyrata
Lineage: Eukaryota; Viridiplantae; Streptophyta; Magnoliopsida; Brassicales; Brassicaceae
Product: MATH domain and coiled-coil domain-containing protein At2g42465
Exons: 2
Coding region: 346-807 (153 amino acids)
Source: RefSeq, a predicted model, not a curated record
AAAAAAGUGGGGAGUGAAGAGAAUGAUCAGAUAGAAGAGCUAAUGCGUAAGAUGCCAUCAUUUCUUUGUUUCUUGAUCAAAAGUAAAUGUCUUUGGGUGUAUGAACAGAGUAUAUAGUCUUUGCCCAAACGAGUAGCUUGACGUGUGACGCUAUUAAUAUACAAAUGUUAUUAAUUAUGACAGUUUUUAUUUAGGUUACAAUUAGCUCACGCUUAUUUGAGAUUCAUGCAUCUUCUUCAUUUAUAUAUCAGUUACAAAAAGCAACUCCUCAAACACACAAAACUCCCUUUGACAAAUCUGUAAAAACACAGCUUCUCUGUAUCACAAGAAACUUUGAUCGUAACAAUGUGGAAUGGUGAUGGAACCGUGGAGGUCUAUGGCUUUCGAGUUUUCUAUUCAGAGGUGGAUUGUGUGAGGAGAAUCUUUGAAAAAUACCCAGAAACCGCAACGAAUAUUCGUCCAAAGAACCAAAUGGUGAAGAAUGCUUACAUGAACAACCUCCUCGACCUCAUUGACAUAAUUUGCUUAGCUCCUCAGGAGCUAACAGAGGAGGAACUAAGAAAUGCAGAGAGCCAGCUUUUGGAACUGGUAGAGGUAGGUUUCAAGUUGGAUUGGCUGAAGAAUAAGCUGGAAGAGCUUUGCGUGAAGAAGAAGAAAAUGGAAGCUCGUGGGGCUCGAAUGAGAGAACUCGAUGGAUUGAUCAUGGAACAGAGGCGGGUUUUGUGGGAGCUUGAAACCGAACUGAAGAAUGAAGAGAACGAAGCUGUUUCCGACAGUGCUCGACUUGGUUUUGAGGAUGUUGUUUGAAUGAAAAGUCAUCAUCAGUCAUGAGACCUAACGUUCUUAAGUUUCUUCUUACGUACUUAAGCAUAUGUGGCGUUAUCUAAUUACAAGAAUGAUUGAAUAAAAGACCAGGAUCUUUGUUACUUUAAUUUCAAAAGUUUUCUUGGUA